Pteropus alecto (black flying fox) is the source of this 6095-nucleotide messenger RNA. RefSeq names its product TATA-box binding protein associated factor, RNA polymerase I subunit A (gene TAF1A). The record is from RefSeq and is a predicted model, not a curated record. Lineage: Eukaryota; Metazoa; Chordata; Mammalia; Chiroptera; Pteropodidae. Gene Ontology annotation, cellular component: RNA polymerase I transcription regulator complex. Gene Ontology annotation, biological process: transcription by RNA polymerase I. The coding region runs from base 112 to 1554 and encodes 480 amino acids. The transcript has 12 exons.
GUCGCGUCAGUCACUGCCGGCGUCCAGCGUGGAGUCCGAAGGGCUGUGCUGGGAGUCUCCCGUGUUCUUCCGCUGUUUUCUCCGGAUGCUCCGACAGCACGAGCUCUGAGAAUGAGGCGGAGGGUGGAGACGCUCUGGUUACCAUGGCUGCCUGGCCUCAGCGUAGCCUUGGAGACUUUGGGAGGGGAGAGCCGUUUCUGUAUGAGCGAUUUCAGCGAGGACUUGAUAAGGCCCAUGACAGAGGAUGACCCCGGGGGAAACUGUGUGCCCUCUGGUACAGGAAUGUAUCUUCCUUGGCUCCAAAAGCAUAUAGAAAGUGUGGCGACUGGAGGGAAAAAAGAGAAGGAUUUUGCUCAGACAACAAAUGCUUGUUUACAUUUUAUCCAAGAAGCUCUGCUGAAGCACCAGUGGCAGCAGGCUGCAGAAUACAUGCACAGUUAUUUUCAGACCUUGGAAGAUGCGGACAGCUGCAAAAGGCAGGCUGCACCAGAGAUUAUUUGGAAGCUCGGAAGUGAAAUCCUCUACUAUCAUCCCAAAAGUGGCGUGGAGACUUUUAAUACCUUUGCUGACAGGAUGAAAAAUAUUGGUGUCAUGAAUUACUUGAAGAUCUCCUUGCAACAUGCGUUGUACCUUCUGCAUCAUGGAAUGUUUGACGAUGCCAGCAGAAGUCUCAGCCAGGCAGAGACGUGGCGAUACGGCGAAAAGUCAUCUUCCCAGGAAGUAUUAAUCAACCUAAUUCAGGCCUAUAAAGGGCUCUUGCAAUAUUAUACUUGGUCUAAAAAGAAGAUGGAAUUGUCUAAGCUCGACGAGGAUGAUUAUGCGUACAACACAACAUCCCAGAAUAUGCUCAGCCACGGCUGGAAGACAUCUGUAAACCUUUGUGCAUUGAUUCAAAUUCCUGGUGUUUGGGACCCUUUUGUGAAGAGUUAUGUAGAGAUGCUGGAAUUCUAUGGCGAUCAAGAUGGAGCCCGAGAGGUGCUCACCAAUUAUGCCUACGAUGAAAAGUUCCCAUCGAAUCCGAACGCACAUGUCUACCUGUACGACUUUCUAAAGAGAGAGAAGGCGCCGAGAGAGAAGCUGAUAAGCGUGCUUAAGAUUCUGUAUCAGAUUGUACCGUCUCAUAAACUGAUGUUAGAAUUCCACAGGUUACUGAGAAAAUCAGGACGGGAAGAGCACCGCAGACUGGGGCUGGAGGUGCUGUUUGCUGUCUUAGAUUUUGCGGGAUGCACGAAAAACGUAACCGCUUGGAAAUAUUUGGCAAAAUAUCUCAGAGAGACCUUAAUGGGGCGUCACGUGGCCUGGGUUCGGGAGGGGUGGGACUCCAGGAGAAGCUGGUGGCCGAGCUUUCACUUCAGCUACUUCUGGGCCAAGAGCGAUUGGAAGGAGGAUAAAGCUUUGGCUUCUGAGAAAGCUGUGGUAGCUGGAAUCCUGCUGGGAAAAGGUUGUAGAUACUUUCGGUAUAUUUCAAAACAGGAUCAUCAAGUUUUCAGGAAGAAAAUUAAGCGGAUGAAGAAAUUAGUAAAAAAAUGCAGUAUUGUAAAUCCUGGACUCUGAUAUUGAUGCGCAGCAGCGGACAGCUGGACAGUGGAGGAGACCCUGCCCGUGAGGUUGUGCCCAGGGUCGUAUAGUAAGUCCAGUGGGAAAGCUUGGCUCACAGCCCAAGGAUAACAUCCCUGAAGUGAGAGCCGAGCUUUGUAACGUUGUGAAAACUGGUAGAGUAAGCGUUUCUUCGAGAGCGUAGGCCGAGAUCGUCAGGGCAUCUGCUCCCUGCACCCUUUAGUCAGAAGUAACAGGAUUUCCGCAUUCUCAUGACCUCUGGCAACAGAAUGUAGGGGAGGAGAAAGUGAAAUGAGUAACUGUGGUUCCUGGUUCCCAUACAAAACCGUUUCCUCGACUUUUUAUGUCACAUGUUCCUAGCUAGCUGUGCAAUGAGAGCAGUGUAAGUCAACAACUGUUUUAAUUUUUUAACGCCUGCAGCACCUGCUCUUCCUAGGCGGUCUCCCAUCCAAGUACUAACCAGGCCCGACCCUGCUUAGCUUCCGAGAGCAGACGCUCUCAGCCAUGUUCAGGGUGGCGUGGCCGGAGACAGUAACUGAGAUUUUUUAGGACCACGCUAAAGUUCAAGCCAGUUUGAUGAAUGAUUUCUAAAGUUUCAUGAAUGAUCGAGCCCUCUGGGCUUCACAUUCCGUCAUAUCGCCACCGCCUUCCUGUGCAUGAUCCAUAUCUUACCGGAAAAGGAAAUCAGGUCCUCAGAGAUUAAGGACCUUGCCCAAGGUCACAGCUGGUCGGUGGUGGCACCUGGGCCCAGCCCCGGUCCGCGUGGCCGCAAACCCUGCGCUCUGUACCGUUCGUACUGCUCCCCCGGUCGGUGUGAGUCAGCGUAACGUGCAAAGCGCUGAGCUGGGAAGCAGCUCUUUAUUUUUUAUUUUAAUUUUUUUCCUUUUUAUUUGUCGUUGACAUACAGCAUUAUAUCAGUUUCAGGUGUACAACGUAGUGCUUAGACAUUUCUCUACCUUAGGGCGUGAUGCCCCCGGUAAGCCUGGAACCCGUCUGACAGCGUGCGUGGUUAUCAUUCUAUUAUUGAUUGUGUUCCCCUGUGCCCUGCUUUACAUUCCCACGACACUUUUAUAUAACUGGUAAUUUUUACUGUUAAUCCCUUCAUCUUUUUUACUCCCCACCCCCCCUAACAUCUGGCAACCAUUCAUUGGUUCUCUGUGAGUUCGUUUCUGUUUUGUUCAUUUAUUUUGUUUUUUAGAUCCCACGUGUAAGUGAAACCAUAUGGGAUUUUUCUUUCUGUGCCUGACUUGUUUUGCUCAGCGUAAUACCCUGAGCAAAACAAUUUGUCGCUGGAUGGACACUUAGGCUGCUUCUGUAUCUCGGCUAUUGUAAAUAAUGCUGCAGUGAGCACAGGGCCGCAUAUAACUUCAAAUUCGUGUUUUGGAUUUCUUCAGAGAAGCGCCCAGAAGCGGAAUGGCUGGGUCCUGUGGUGCUUUUGUUUUUAAUGUUUCCGUGGCACCAACGGUGCAUAAGGGCUGUCUUUUCUCCAUGUCCUCGCCAGUGCUCGUCCUUUGUUGAUGUAUUGACGACAGCCAUUCUGACAGGUCUGAGGUGGUAUCUCAUUGUGGUUUUAAGUUGCAUUUCCUGAUGAUUACUGAAAUUGAGCUGCUUUUCAUGUAUCUCUUGGCCAUCUGUAUGUUCUCUUUGGAGAAAUGUCUAUUUAGGUCCUCUAACCAUUUUUAAAUCUGAUCGAUCAUGUUUUGGGGGUUAGGUUGUAUGAGUUCCUUAUAUAGUUUGAGUGUUAACCCCUUAUGGGACGUGUCAUUGUCGAAUGUCUGCUCCCGUUCAGUGGAUUGUCUUGUUGUGGGUCACAGCUUCCUUCUCGAUGCAAAACCUUUUUAUUUCGAUGUCGUCCCAUUUGUUUGUUUUUUUUCUUUUGUUUCCCUUGUCUGAGGGAACAUAACCAAAAAAAUGUUUCUGACAGAGAUGCAUGUGUUCUCUUCUACGAGUCUUAUGGUUGCAGAUCCAACAUGUAAGUCUUUAUUCCGUUGUGGGUUUUUUUUCGUCCGUGGUCUAAGAAAGCCGUCUAGUUUCUUUUUUCUUUUUUUUUUAACUUGUCUGUCCAGUUAUCCUAGCACCAUCGAUGGCAGAGACUGUCUUCACCCCAUUGUAUUUUCAUGCCUCUUUCGUCAUGGAUUAAGUGACCGCAUAGGCACGGCUUUAUUUGUGGGCCCUCUGUUCUCUUCCAUUGGUCUGUGUGUCUUUUUGUCAUGCCAGUGCCAUGCUGUUUUGAUCACUGUAUCCUUGUAGUAUAGUUUGAUAUCAGGUAGUAUUAUACUUCCUUUGUUCUCUUAAAUUAAGGCAAAACCAGACCAUUCUUUAAGGAAGGGGUCAGUGCCCUUUGGAUUUACUUACUUAUCCAUCUUUACAGCACAGGGGCUUUUUCUGCUAGAUCAAAUUAGAAUAUUUAUGUUUUAAAUAUCUUAAAAGGGAUAUAACAAACCCUUGAUGGAUGUGGUCUACUUGUCAUCUGACUUAACAUCUUCUGAAUAAGUUCAUUUUAAAAAAACUAGCCUAUUUGAGACUUUUCCUCCAUCCAAGAUUUAUGCUCCCCCAAAAAACAAUCAGCCACCAAGAGUCCACUCUUAGUGCUACGAAGAACCUUCCCGACGUUGUCUUUGUGGAUGUGGGUGUAGCCGUUUAAGCUCAGUGAAUAGAGGCAGAUUGUGAAUUUCUCUGUCCCCUCAGCCCCACAGUGAUAGUCGUUUAUUUAUAACUCCCAUCAUGCGUGUGCCAAGAAUCGAAAUAAUCUUAUCUAAACAUGCUCUUCAGUUGGCUGGCCGCAUCUGACAGAUUUUUUAAAUGAAGAAAAACAAGUAAAGUGACGACUGUUGCUUCCUUCCUCCCUCCCUCCCUCUCCCUCUCUCCCUCCCUCCUCCCUUCCUUCCUUAUUUCCUUCCUUCAUUUGGAUAUAUCAUGAUAUAAUUCAAAACACCUAAAUUUUUUAUUGCCAUAUUUUUAUUUCACCUAAAGCAUGACCCUAAUCUUUCACGGAACCUGUCUGUGUCUUAACUCACUUGUUGGUACUUUCGUAACACAGUACACACCUUGCUCACAUAGUAGGGUGGUUGUGAAGGUCAAGGAGAUGACAUGUGAGAAUAAUCUGUAAAUUGUAACGUGUAAUACAGACGAGAAGAGUUAUAAAUACUUCCCUGAUCUCACACACACGUGUUCACUUUCAACAGUGAGUGAAGGCAGAUGGUCUGUGAGGGCAGAUGAACUGCGAGAGAAAUGAGUAAACUGUGGGAAGCUACUUACUGAGCUAGAACAUUUUGCAUUUUUUCUGUUUUUUUCCGUGACCUGAUUCGAGGAUAAACACUAGACUCUUAACCUCUCCACAUCAUCUUUAAAAGGCAUUUGCCAUAUGAGACUGCGUGCGUGUGUGUGCGUGCGUGUGCAUGCGUGUGUGUGUGUGUAACUGCUAUGGGUCGAAUUGUGUGUCCCCAAACACAUUGGAGUUCCAACCUCCAGCACCUCAGAAUGUGACCUUAUUUGGGACGGGGUCUUCACAGAGGUUAAGCGAGGUCACUAGGGUGGGCCCUGGUUCAACGUGACUGACGUCUUUAUAAGAAAUGGAGGUUUAGACGCAGACGUGCCCGCGGGAGAACACCACGUGCGCACAGUCGGAAACCAGCCUGAUGCGUAGACGAGGCAAGGAAUGCAAAACGCUGCCAGGAAAGCCCGAAAGUCUGGGGUGGGGCUGGCACAGAUCCGCCCUGGUGGCCCUCCGAGGACCUCACCCCGCCGACACCUCGAUCUCACAUUCCAGCCUCCGGAACUCAGACAAGAAGUUUCUGUGGCUUCAGCUGCCUAGUUUGUGCUGCUUUGUUCUAGCCGCCCUAGCAAACUAAUGCAGUAGUUUUUUAAAAGAAUAAUCAUGUUUGCUUCAGAAGUGGAUGCUAACGUGAUCUCAGUCUCGUCCCAGCUGGUAGCUGCAGACUUGUCUCCUGAGCUCGCCUACCCGGGCUCAGGGCAAACUCGUUUUCUGUUCUCCCCCACUUGUUCCUUGUCUAAAUGUCCUGUUCGGCCAUCCUGAAGAUGUUCCUACCGCCCCGCAGCCUGGUGCCGUCUGUCUCUCCUUCGAAUCCCCAAUGCCAGUUCCUUAUUGUCAUUUUAAUAUAAUCUGCCUUGUAUUAUUUGGAAACAUAGUAUUAUAAUAUUUGGACAGUUAUUUUAAACUUUCUUCAAAGAGCAUAAACUCCUUGAAAACGUUUAUUUUAUGUAUGUUUUCUGCUAAACCUUUCUCUUCCAGCACAAUACUUUGCACACGAUAACAUGUACCUACUGAACUGACACUGAUUAUUGUUGAAUUAAUUAUUGCAUAAGUAUUACAUAAUCACAUGUAUUAUGUAAUUCAAAUAUGUAGUCUCAUCUGAAAUGUUACAUAUUUUAAUAAUCAGAAACUCAUGCUGUCACUAUGUCUGAGGAAACUUGCUGUGUGAUCUUUUCCUGCUAAUUUCAUAAUCGCUCUUUGCCCCAAACAAUAAGAUCCGAUUCGUACUUACUUGUCCUGAGUAGAUAAAAAGAUUUAUGUUUUA